AUGGUCCCCAGUGAUCAUUCGCAUCUCGAAUAUGAAACAUCUAUAGGUGAUGUUUUAGAGUCAUAUUUUGAAGAUGUAGAUCAUUAUUUAUUAUCGCCAUUUUCUGAAUCCAAUAGUGCAUCCGCUACAACUACUCCAUGUGGAGUGAUAAUGGUUGGAGAGGUUCCUGGACUGCCAACCACUUCAUCGUUUGAUUCCAUAUCCCUUGACUGGGAGGAGGAGGAGGAGGAGGAAGGAUCCGAGUCAAUAGACAACUCGGUUUAUGAAUCAACCACUAUACGAGAUGUUAGUUUUGAGUUCUUUAAACGAGGGGAACCGGGAUUAAUUGAAUGUUGUCAAAACAGAGGUUCGACCACUACCCCCACUCAACUCCCACCACUUUCAAGAGUACCUGCAUUUCCCUUACCACCCACACCUCAACGCACUCCUGUAUUGUAUUUUGACCCCUUUGAUCAUUCUCAAUCAGAUACACAAGAGUUUAACUUUAAUAUGAUCCAACAAUGUUAA
Molecule: messenger RNA, 507 nt
Organism: Lizanozyma spartinae
Lineage: Eukaryota; Fungi; Ascomycota; Pichiomycetes; Serinales; Debaryomycetaceae
Exons: 2
Coding region: 1-507 (168 amino acids)
Source: RefSeq, a predicted model, not a curated record